Brassica oleracea var. oleracea is the source of this 1514-nucleotide messenger RNA. RefSeq names its product glycine-rich cell wall structural protein. Bases 72 to 1331 code for a protein of 419 amino acids. The transcript has a single exon. Lineage: Eukaryota; Viridiplantae; Streptophyta; Magnoliopsida; Brassicales; Brassicaceae. The record is from RefSeq and is a predicted model, not a curated record.
UCCUUCAUAUUCAUUUCUUUUUAGUUUUUUUUUUUUCAAUUUUUUUUUUUUACCUUGCCAUCAAAACAACCAUGGCAAGGAUCUCUUUGUUGUUAUUUAUAGCCGUGGUUCUAGCCAUUGGCUCCGUCUCAGCUCACCCACCUAAUAAGAAAACCAAAAAGAACUUAUGUCCACCUACAUUGUCCCAACUCCAAACUUUCCCCUCCAUCGAAAUCUCUAAACUCAUCGAAAAGAAGAUCAAAUCCGCACCCAACACACCUCAGUUCAGCACUUUGUUCGCCAUCUGCAAAGGCUACAGCGACUACCUCGCUGUUUUCAAGGUUAAAGCCGUCAAGAGUGCGUUUGGUUCUAUCCAUACCAAAUUCGUUAUGAUGACUGAGGCGAUGUUUGCGGCUCAAGCAGCUGUUGGUGUUGAAGGUGAGCUUGCGUCUAGGGUGCGGAAGAGCUACAAGGUGAUGGCUGAUGGGUUUGUUGAGCUUGAGCAGAUGAUUGCUGAGAUCUCGGCCAAGUAUAAUUUCGAUGCUAAUGCUCAGAUAAGCAAGGCUGAUAGGUUCAAGAUUGAGAAGUGUUUGAUUAAGUUGAAGGGUUACAUUAAUGUUUUCGUGAAGGUGAUCACUAAGUGCAGUGCCAAAUUCGCCGGGAAGCCGAUGGGGAACCCCGUUGUUCCCGGUAGCCUUUUCGAUGGUUUCCUCAAGAAGGGUGUCCAACUUGGCGGUAACUUUUUCGGAGCCAUCAGAGGUAAUGUCGGAGGAGCCAUCGGAGGUAAUACCGGAGGUAAUGUCGGAGCCGGAGUCGGAGUCGGAGGCAAUGCUGGUGCUGGAGUCGGAGGACUUGUUGGAGGCAAGGUCGGAGGUCGUGGCAGAGGCAAGGUCGGAGGCCGUGGCAAAGGCAAGGUCGGAGGUCGUGUGGGAGGCAACUUUGGAGCUCAAGGCGAAGUUAAAGUCGGAGGUCAAGCUGAAGCCGGAGGCAAGGUUGGAGGCAAAGGCAGAGGCAAGGUUGGAGGCAAAGGCAGAGGCAAGGUCGGAGGCAACUUCGGAGCUCAAGGCGAAGUUAAAGUCGGAGGUCAAGCCGGAGUCGAAUUAGGAGCCAAGGUUGGAGGUAAUGCCAAAGCCGGGUGUGGACCUACGACCGGAGCCAAGGUAGGAGGUAAUGCAGGAGGAAACGUCGGAGCUAAUGUCGGAGCUAACGUCGGAGGUAAUGCCGGAGGAUUCUUCGGGGGAUCCAUGGGUUUCGGAGGAGGAGUUCAGUACGAUGCCGCUGGUAAGGCACAUUUGGGCGGAGGAAGCGCCUUCAGGCCAUUGAGCCACACUAGCAACAAACACUUAGACUGAGUGAGACGCAAGUUAACAACAACAGAUGAAGGAGGGAGCCAUGAGUUCAUCUAAAAUAAUAUUGUUUUUUUAACUAAAUAUGAAGGAGGGAAACGCCAUGCGAUAUUUUAAUCUCUAUUUGAAACCAUUAACAAAAUAUCGAUAUUUCUUAUUCUAUUAAUAAAAUAUCGCAUGUUUUAUUUA